UGUCUGUACCUGAGUGCAGGUGUAGCGGUUGCUAGAGGAGACGCGUCUGUGGAUACGGACAUGGAGCGGCUGUUGCUGAGCGGGUAGAGGAGCUAGAUGCUAAGCUAAGUGUUUAAACCGGUUUAAAUUCAGCCCGUGUUCACACAGCUCUGUUGCACACUGCGGUUUCUGUUAGAAUAUAGUUAUUUACAGGUGUAGAGCGCGAGCAGGAGCGGCGGGGAGGCUUAUUUAACUCAGAUCCGGGGAGAAUAGCGCAGUGUUAGAGCAGCACGGCUAGCAUGACAUAACAGCUCACAGUGCUGGCAGCCCGCAGAGCCUGCUGUUUAUAACCCAGCCUGAUCAGAUCCUCCUGUUCAACCACAGCUCAGAUCAGCUCUUAUAACAUUAUAACUACUGUCACACCUCCUCCAGCUAUCUCCAAACAUCUCCAAUCAUCUCCAGAUCCAUCAGCACCACCUGCACCAUGAGGAGACCCUUUCUGUUCAGCUGAAACUGAGAAGAUCAGAGAUAUCUCCCAUCUUCUGCUGGGGAUGCAAAACCUGAAGGAACCUCUUUACUACUCAAACUUUAGGCCGGGUUUGGACGUAGAGCUGGAUGAUGAUCGGGAGCUGCUGGUCGAGGAACAGAAGUCAUGCAGAACUCGCGCCCGAAAAUUCUGCUUGGAGACAAACCGCCGCAGAAAGGCUCUGGAGGAGAGGAGGAGGCAGUGGGAUGUUCAGGAGCAGAGGUUGAGAGAGAAGAUCCUGCAGCAGAGGAAGCAGAGGGUACAGGAUGCUACAGAGCGAUUUCAGAGAGCUCAUCUCCCUCCAUCUCUACGGAGGAGACCAGGUUCUGGUAAAAGAGUUCCUAACCUGGAUGAAGCACUUGGACAGAUUCAUGGAUCCCUGGGCUCUUAUGUUCAGCAUUCACUCAUCAGCAGAAGCUGUACUCCCUCCCCUAAACCUCCAGGGGGCUCCAGUGGUCCUCACAGCAGGCGUGUGGUUUCUGCAGCCGAGGCCUACAGCAGACUCAUGCAGGAGAGAAGCCUGAGUGAGUUCAAGAGCAGCCAGCUGAUCUUCCUCAACCAGCUGCAGGAGACAGAGCACCAACCGCAGGUCAGCCCACAGGAACACCCAGACACUCCGCCCAGCCCUUCAGAAAGCCUGUCUAGCCUGGACAGCCUGGAGAACGAGAUCCCUCAGCAGGGUCACGGCACCAGCCCCGCCCGCUCCAGCUCCUUUCUGGACCCUCCAGGCAUCCAGAACGUCCAAAAUCCAGCUUCACCACAGCAGCUGAACCUGUUGACUCAGUCCAAGAGCUUUCUGGAGGAGGUAUUAAGUCAGCAGGGCAGCCCCAGUUCCAGCUCCAGCUCCCCAUCGCUUGGUGAAUCAGCAGAUUCGGCAGAUUCAGCAGAUGACGACCUCCAAAGUCUCCAAAGUCUCCAGGAUCUCACACAAGCACUGGAGCUGUGCAACCUCAACGACCAAUCAGAAAGCUUCUACACCCAGUCUACUCCCUGCUGCCAAAAUGUGCACGCUCAGCAGGACCUCACCACUAAUUCGGGACAUAUGGCUUACUGUUAUGACAGCACUGUUCGCGGGAACGCUUCCAGAGAGUGCAAAGCGUUGCACGUUGAGCCAGAUACCACACCUCUGGAAUUCGCCAGCUUGACUCGACAGGAGCUGGGAAGAAAGUUGGAGGAGAAGUGUACUAAGCAUCCAUCUGAGAACUGUCCUUUUCAGCCAGUCAAUGGAUGCAGACACAAGAACGAUUUAUCCCAGGCUUCGUCCAGCGCCAGUCGGGUUGUUGCAUCUAAUGUGGACGCAGGUUCUUCAAUUCGAUUUGGAGGCUCUUGUCAUGCCUCGCAGCUUGAUAGCUCUAAUUCUGCAAAUUCUCAGUUCUGUAAGAAGAUUCCAGAUGCUGAUAAAGCCAAUCAGAAGGAAUCUAAACCCAUUAACCAUGAAGAAAAGUGCAGGAACGAAGAUCCUUCCAACCUACGGGAAGAAUGUUCCAAUAGAAGAAUCGUCGCCACUGCGUUCAAGUCUUCCAAGUCUUCCAAUACAUUCAAUUCUUCCAGAACUGGAGAAGAAUCUCACAAAACAUCAGAAAACACUGCAAACUAUGGAGAGAACUCGAAGAACGAAGAUCCUUCCAAUCUACCCAAUGAAUUUACCAACCAAACUCUCGCCACUACUAUGUCUUCCAAGCCUUCAAAGUCUUCUCGAACUGGCGAAGAACCUGACCAAACAUCAAAAGCCUACUUAACGCCUACUACAACAACCAGAUGCACCGAUGUGCGAUUCCUCAAGGGAAUACUCAAGAAGAACUCCAAGUAUAUGGUAGGAGAUGCCAAAUUUACACAAACAUACACUGCAGGCAACUUCAUCUUCACCAGACAAGUGGCCAUGUCCAUUCGUGACAGUAUGGAGCUCACCAGAGCGAAGGUGCGAGAGCCAGAGAACUACAAGAGUGUGAAAAAGAAGCUUCGCUGGUUUGACGAGGUCAACGGCGAUGAAGAAAACGUCAAAAGCAAACCAGGUCAUCUACCUCAAAAUAUUCCAUCUUCAAUGGAUGUAAACCACCAACAGGAGUUAUAUCAGUUGGCUUCUACGAACGCACCAACAGGAACACUAGGAAGGAUUAGUUCUGCUACUGCUUCUUCUGCAACCAGUUCCACUCGACAAGCAUGGACCGAUGUUAAAACCCAAGAUGAAGAACCAACACAGGAACCCAAGGAACCCAAAGAACCCAAAAUUCAAAGGCCAGGACCUCGUAUCGCUGGUCCUCGUAUUCCUCGUAGAGUCUGCUCUGCCAGAAACGCCAUUUCAGGACCUACAGCGUCCCGAAACAGGAAAGGAACCGUGAUCAGACCUCAGUCUGCAACCGAGGCUCAACGCGUCCUCAAAAACCAAGGCAAAGGCAAGACCCUGGUGCCUCGACCUCCUCCCAGAUCUGAUCAGGUUCUGGAGUCUCAAUUCAACUCAGCCGAGCCCACCGUUUACAUCACCACCAAGACGGCCUACAACCCCUGGGACAGUGACUGCCCCCACAACAAACCAGACAACACUCAUCCAGACAACCAGCCCCCAGCAUCUCACCAUCACUUUCCCAGAGCUGAAGCUGAAGGCGCUCUACCGGCCCCGGCUCCACCCUCCUACGCCUACACCUACGAGACCGUGUCCAAAGGCAUCUACGCCCUCUGCCAGCCCGAGGCCCAGGCGGGCAGCGCCAGGCGCCCGCUCCAGUUCAGAGAGAACGGCAUCUGCCUGGAUCGCACGCCAACCGACGAGGAGAUCUCACUGCUGUGGCACGGAGUCCGCUCUGCCUUAGCCAGCAAAGAGGUAGGUGACCCUCGGAGCUUCCUGGCUCCCAGUGGCCCGUUGUCUGCUUUGCCUCAAGGUCGUGCCAAUUUGUCCCACGUCACUAUAAACGGUGAUAGCCUGCUCAGCGGCGUCAAAGCCGUUACACGAAUGGGCCAAUUUUUCCUCUCUCCCUCCAACGUGAGAACUCCGGUGAGAAGACCCACUGUGGAGAGCAAUAUGGUGAAAAACAGAGACAAGAAACAUCAGUUAAUUUAUCAGGCUACAGUGCCAAUAAGUGGAUACUCAAGCAAAGCAGACCAGACUGCGCAGGAUGAAGAGGUGUUGGACAGUGGUGUGCAGGUGGCGGUGGACGUGUCUCAGCUGCAGAGGGCUGGUGUGGUGCAUCGUGGGCAGGUUUUUGGACUCAGUGCUCUCUCUCUGGAGGAGCAGAGACUGCUGCAGUCUCUGGACAGACUCAACCACCGCCUGCAGUAUGUUCAGGACAUGUCUGCAGGAAAUACCGCACUGAAAGGAGUCUUCACGUUGGAUUCUGCAAAUAACCAGUCUCCCCAGACCGGUGAGGUUUUGGGUGGCACUCAGCGCAGGUACCACAACGGCUCAGCUGCUGAAAACCGCACCCGUUCACACAGACGCUACUGACUCCAGCUCCCAGAAUGCACUUCUCUCCAGCCUCACCGCCUUCCAGCCUAUCCCGGACUGCACUUUUAAGGACAACUUCUGCCCCACAUUUUUAUUAUAUGGUGGAUUAUCACAGACAAUGAUUUUCAUGUUUUAAAAAAAUCUGAGAACCUGCUGAUUCUGCACGUUUUGGCUCAACUGGUUAUCUGUUAUAGAAAAAAAAAAAUGCAGAUUAAACAUAACGUCCUUGUUUCUACACCCAUUAUCUAUCUUAACAUAUAGCAGCACUUUGUAGUUCUAUAAUUGUCCUGAGUAUUGAAGAACAGGAUGAAAGGAGAAUAAUAAUAAAGUAUAGAUUAUACAGAGAAACAGAUACGAAACUACAGUCUGUAAUUAUUAAUUAUAGAACUACAGAGUGUCCUACUCUAUAUGAUCAGUGGAGCUGAAAAGAUUAUAGUAUAAUAGGUGUAGAAACAACAAGGUGGUCAUAAUGUUAUGCAUGAUCAGUGUAUGCUGUCUUUAAUUGCCAACCAUAUGGUAACCCCAGUCUAACCCCAAGUAUAAACCCAACCCGCAACUCCAAACUCAAUCUCUAAACUAAUCCCAAGCAUAAACCCAUUCCCUAAACUAUCCUUAAAAGUAAACCCAACCCUAACUUCAAACUCAAUCCCCAAAUCCAAAUCCAAUCCCUAAACUAACCCCAAGUAUAAACCCAAUUCCCAACUCCAAACCCAAUCCCCAAACUAACCCCAAGUAUACACCCAAUCCCCAACUCCAAACUCAUUCCCUAAACUAACCCCAAAUAUAAACCCAAUCCCCAAAUCCAAGCCCAAUCACCAACUAACCUCAAACAUAAACCCAAUCCCCAACUCCAAACCAAUCCCUAAACUAACCCUAAAUAUAAACCCAAUCCCUAAACUAACCCCAAGUAUAAACCCAAUCCCCAACUCCAAACCCAAUCCCUAAACUAACCCCAAAUAUAAACCCAACUCCAAACCCAAUCCCCAGUCUAACCCCAAAUAUAAACCCAACUCCAAACCCAAUCCCCAAUCCAACCCCCAAUAAAACCCAACCCCUAACUCAAACCCAAUCCCUAAUCGAACCCCAAAUAUAAACCCAAUCCCUAACUCCAAACCCAAUCCUUAAUCAAACCCCAAAUAUAAACCCAAUCCCCAACUCCAAACCCAAUCCCUUAACUAACCCCAAGUAUAAACCCAUUCCCCAACUCCAAACCCAUUCCCUAAACUAACCCCAAAUAAAAACCCAACCUAACCCCAAUUCGAAACCCAAUACCCAACUCCAAACUAAUCCCAAUUAUAAACCCAACUCCAAUCUAACCACAACUCCAAACCCAAUCCCCAAACUAACCCCAAAUAUAAACCCAAUCCCUAAACUAACCCCAAAUAUAAACCCAAUCCCUAAACCAACCCUAAAUAUAAACCCAAUCCUCAAACUAACCCUAAAUAUAAACCCAAUCUCCAAACUAACCCCAAAUAUAAAUAAAAUCCCCAAAGAAACCCCAAAUAUAAACCCAAUCCCUAAACUAACCACAAAUAUAAACCCAAUCCCUAAACCAACCCUAAAUAUAAACCCAAUCCUCAAACUAACCCUAAAUAUAAACCCAAUCCCUAAACCAACCCUAAAUAUAAGCCAAUCCCCAAACUAACCCUAAAUAUAAACCCAAUCCACAGCUCCAAACACAAUCCCUAAACUAACUGGAAGCCCAAUCCCCAACUCCAAACUAAUCCCAAUUAUGAACCCAACUCCAACCAAACCCCAAAUUAACACCACAUGCCAACCAUAUGAUAUAGAUGUGAUUUACUCUACAGAAUACUUGUUUAAACCCUUCAGAUUUACUAAUAAGCACUUUAUGAUUUUUAUUGUAAUUAAACUGUACAGACUGCAGUAUUUGUUCUGCACUGAAACGUUUUUUAAACGUUUGUUUAGAUUCAGACUGUAUUAGAGUAGCGCUGACUGUAUAGACCAGCCAUAAUCUGAAUUAUAUUUACACUUUUAUAGGAAAAAGAAAUGUGGUUUGUCCUUAAAUUAGCUCAGAUUUUAUUUUUCUACUUUUGAGUAUUUAUUUUAUUAUAUUUCUUUCUGUAAAUAUUUAUGUGUAUAUAUGUAGUCAUAUGUCCUCAGGCUUGGGUUUGGGCAUUUUUGACCAAAUUACAUGUUUUAUUGCUUUUUGGGAAGAAGAGAAGUAGAAACAAUAUUAAUGUGGACUGUAGAAAAGUUUGGGCACCAAUAAGAGCCUAGAUCUGGUAACCCCCCACACACUUUAUGUAGAUGAUAAAUCUUUCAGGUUUAUACAGUUAGAGAAUUUAUACAGCUCUGGAAAACAAUAAGAGGCCACCUCAUUUUCUGAAUCAGUUUCUCUGAUUUUGUUAUUUAUAGGUUUAUAUUUGAGUAAAAUGAACAUUGUUGUUUUAUUCUAUAAACUACAGACAACAUUUCUCUCAAAUUCCAAAUAAAAAUAUUUUAGUCAUUUAGAGCAUUUAUUUGCAGAAAAUGAGAAAUGGCUGAAAUAAUAAUAAAAAGAUGCAGAGCUUUCAGACCUCAAAUAAUGCAAAGAAAACAAGUUCAUAUUCAUAAAGUUUUAAGAGUUCAGAAAUCAAUAUUUGGUGGAAUAAUCCUGAUUUUAAUCACAGUUUUCAUGCAUCUUGGCAUCAUGUUCUCCUCCACCAGUCUUACACACUGCUUUUGGAUAACUUUAUGCUGCUUUACUCCUGGUGCAAAAAUUCAAGCAGUUCAGUUUGGUGGUUUGAUGGUUUGUGAUCAUCCAUCUUCCUCUUGAUUAUAUUCCAGAGGUUUUCAAUAUGGUCAAAUUAAAGAAAUUCAUCAUUUUUAAGUGCUCUCUUAAAUAUAUACAGUAUAUAAAUAGAAAACUGUUGUUGUUAAUGCUGUGUACAAUAAUUAACUGUGGGAAAUUAAAACCAAAAUCAUUUAUUUUAAA
Molecule: messenger RNA, 6876 nt
Organism: Astyanax mexicanus (Mexican tetra)
Lineage: Eukaryota; Metazoa; Chordata; Actinopteri; Characiformes; Acestrorhamphidae
Gene: cep126
Product: centrosomal protein 126
Exons: 13
Coding region: 531-3941 (1136 amino acids)
Biological process (GO): mitotic spindle organization; cytoplasmic microtubule organization; non-motile cilium assembly
Cellular component (GO): centrosome; ciliary base; midbody
Source: RefSeq, a predicted model, not a curated record